Messenger RNA from Drepanopeziza brunnea f. sp. 'multigermtubi' MB_m1, 801 nucleotides. RefSeq lists its product as uncharacterized. Lineage: Eukaryota; Fungi; Ascomycota; Leotiomycetes; Helotiales; Drepanopezizaceae. The record is from RefSeq and is a predicted model, not a curated record.
AUGGCAUCCUCCUCACCCACACCUAACCCCACCCCAACAGCGAUCUUCUGGGAACUAAUCGACCCCCUCCUCUUCCUCUGGCAAUCGGCAACCCACAUCCCACUCACCAUCCUCUCCCUCCUCCUCCGCCUCUCGGUGCGUACGCUCCUAUCCCCGGUCCUCUUCAAGGACGCCUGGUUCGCGCGCUUCUGGGCCGAGGUCGGCCCCGAGACGCGCGCCAACGCCCUCCCGCGCGCGGGUCCGCUCGUCGCAUCCGCGUUCGGCAUCGUGCUGGAUGUUGGGCCUGGGAGUGGGGAGUGGGUCAGCAUGUUUGAGAGGGGGAAGGUGAGUCGGGUGUAUGGGGUUGAGCCGAAUCGGGAGCUGCAUGCGAGGUUGAGGGAGAGGGUUAGGGAGGCGGGUUUGGAGGACGUGUAUGUUAUUGUGGGGGUUGGAAUCGAAGAGUUGGGUGAGAAAUGGGUUGGGUUUGGGGAAGUCGAUACGAUUGUCACGAUCCAGUGUCUUUGCAGCGUACCUGACCCGAGAAAGACGAUUGGGGAGUUGUAUGGGUACCUUAAGGACGGAGGUCGCUGGGUGGUCUAUGAGCAUGUGGUUGCUUUUGAGCAUCAAGGCUGGUUUGUCAAGAAGUGGCAAGCUACAAUUGAUCUCCUCUGGCCGCAUUUCAUAGGCGGAUGUUCUAUCACGAGAGAUACGUCUACCUGGCUGAAGAAAGCUGGUCCUUGGACGAAGGUCGACUUGAAGCAGCCAGAGGACGAGGCUUUUUGCCAUGUUAUUCCUCAUAUUAUGGGUUCUCUCACUAAGUGA